UCGCAAAAUGGCGGCGACUGCGGUGCCCGUUCACAAGAUGGCGGCAGCGCCGGUGCGCGCUCACACAAUGGCGGCGACGGCGGAGCCCGUUCACAAGAUGGCGGCGGAAACAGAGCCCCGUCACGUCACAGCUGCCAUACCAGAGCUAUAUGGAGUUACAGCUGCAUUUCCUGAGUCAAGUCGAGUUUCCAAGUCAAGUCAAGCUGCAGCUGUGUUUCCUGAGUCAAGUCACGUUUCCGAGUCCAGUCCAGUUGCAGCUGUAUUUCCUGAGUCAAGCAAGUUUACUGCUGCUGUUCCUGUGUCAAGUCAAGCUGGGGCUGUGUUUUCUGCAUCAAGUCAAGUCAGAGCUGCUCUUCCUAAGGCAAGUCAGGCUAAAACUGUUUUUCCUGUUUCAAAUCAAGCCAGAACUGUAGUUCCUGUGUCAAGUCAAAUUACAGCCACGCCAGAGCCACUGCACAAGAUGGCUGCCACGCCAGAGCCACUGCACAAGAUGGCUGCCACGCCAGAGCCAAUGCACAAGAUGGCCGCCGUCUCCAAGCCGCUCCACAAUAUGGCUGCCAUUCCAGAACCUGUGGUCAGCGCCCGGACGCCACUUGUGGUCAUGAUGGCCCACGUGCUGGACACACCCCUAAUGACAGUACGGGCAGCUAAAGUGGCGCUCCAUGUCGCGGCGGCUACCCCUGAGUCAAGCCAAGUCACAGCUGUUCCUCACGAGUCAAGCCAAGUCACAGCUGUUCCUCACGAGUCAAGCCAAGUCACAGCUGUUCCUCACGAGUCAAGCCAAGUCACAGCUGUUCCUCACGAGUCAAGCCAAGCCACAGCUGUCCCCCACGAGUCAAGCCAAGUCACACCUGUUCUUCAGGAGCCAAGCCAGGUUACAGCAGGUCCUCAUGAGCCAAGUCAAGCUGCUGCUGUUUUUCCAGAGCCAAGUCAAGCUUCAGCCGCUGCUCCAGAGUCAAGUCAGGCUAUGGCUGUAGCUUCCAAGUCCAGUCAGGCUUCCAAGUCCAGUCAGGCUUCCAAGUCCAGUCAGGCUUCCAAGUCCAGUCAGGCUUCCAAGUCCAGUCAGGCUUCCAAGUCCAGUCAGGCUUCCAAGUCCAGCAAUGUCAAGGCGGUCAUUCCUGAGUCAAGCAAGGUAACAGCCGUGGUUCCUGAGUCAAGUGAAGUCAAUGAUCUUCUCAAGCCAGUUCAAGUCACUGCUGGUCUUCACGUGUCAGAUCAAGUCACUGCUGAUCUCCAUGAGCCAAGUCAAGUCACCGCUGGUCUCCAUGAGUCAAAGCAGUUCACUACUGUUCUUCACGAAUCGAGUCAAGUCACAGCCAAUCUCCAAGAACCAAGUCAGACCACAGCUGAUCUUCAUGAGCCAAACAAAGUUGUUGCUGCUGUCCCAGGGUCCAGCCACGCCCCGCCUGACGGCCCAGGGUCCAGUCACGUCCCGCCUGACGGCCCAGGGUCCAGUCACGUCCCGCCUGACGGCCCAGGGUCCAGUCUCGUCCCGCCUGACGGCCCAGGGUCCAGUCUCGUCCCGCCUGACGGCCCAGGAUCCAGUCUCGUCCCUCCUGACGGCCCAGAGUCAAGCCACGUCUCGUCUGACCGCCCAGAGUCAGGCCACGUCUCGUCUGACCGCCCAGAGUCAGGCCACGUCUCGUCUGACCGCCCAGAGUCAGGCCACGUCUCGUCUGACCGCCCAGAGUCAGGUCACGUCUCGUCUGACCGCCCAGAGUCAGGUCACGCCCCGUCCGAUGACCCUAAGUCAAGUCACAUCUCGUCAGACAUCCCAAGAUCACGGCCUAUCAUGAUAGCCAGCGUACUGGAUCCACCACAACCUCCCGAUGCUGCUCUUCCUUUAAUGGCGGUUGCCAUUUGGUGUGUGUGGGCUGCACACUGUGCCCCUGAGGCCACGCCUGUUCACAAGUCAGCUCCUGAGGUCACGUCUGUUCCAAAGUCAAUCCCUGAGGCCCCGUCUGGUCACAAGUCGGCUCCAGAGCUCCCCUCACUUGGAGAAGCCAUGCCAAUGCCUCCUGAGGUGUCAGCCUUGGCUGUAGAUCCUCCCAUGGAGGCGGCAUCCCCCAAUAACCUCUCUGCUUCUCCCCUUGUUCUGUCAGCCUUCUCUGUCUCUGCUUUUCCCAGGUCCCAGACCAUAACGCGGUUUCCUGCUCCGUCCCAGCUCCCGCCUGGUCACAAGCCAGCUCCAGAGCUCCCGUCUGAUCUCAAGCCUGCUCCAGAGCUCCCGUCUGAUCUCAAGCCUGCUCCAGAGCUCCCGUCUGAUCUCAAGCCUGCUCCAGAGCUCCCGUCUGAUCUCAAGCCUGCUCCAGAGGUCCCGUCUGGUCUCGAGUCUGCCCCAGAGGCCUUCCCCGUCGGAGAAGCUGCGCCAAUGCCUCCAGAGGUGUCAGCGUCAGCUGUAGAACCUCUUAUGGAGGGGGCGUUAAACUCUAAACUCUCUGCUUCUCCCUUUCUUCUGUCUGUCUCCUCUGUCCCUGUUCUCCCCAGGUCCCAGACCAUGACGCAGGCUCCUGUUCCGCCCGGAGGGCUGCUCCGCCUCCUGUUCCGCCCUGGAGGGCUGCUGCGCCUUCUCCCCCUAUUCUGUCUGCCUCCUCUGUCCCUGCUUUCCCCAGGUCCCAGACCGUGACGCAGAUUCCUGUUUCGCCCCAGAGGGCUGCUCCGCCUCCAGUUCCGCCCUGGAGGAGUCCUGCUCCGCCUCCAGUUCCGCCCUGGAGGAGUCCUGCUCCGCCCUGGAGGAGUCUUGCUCCGCCUCCAGUUCCGCCCUGGAGGAGUCCUGCUCCGCCUCCAGUUCCGCCCUGGAGGAGUCCUGCUCCACCUCCGGUUCUGCCGUGGAGGACUGCUCUACCUUCAGCUCCGCCCUGGAGUACGCCUGUGCCUCAUGCUCCGCCCCCGGCUCCGUCCUGGAGGGCCUUUGUGCUGCCGGUCCUGCCUCAAUCACCGGGUCCUCCGCAGGGACCUGGUCCUCCAGCCCUCGCCCUGUCUCGCUCC
Labeo rohita (rohu) is the source of this 2988-nucleotide messenger RNA. RefSeq names its product nascent polypeptide-associated complex subunit alpha, muscle-specific form-like. NCBI's taxonomy places the organism in Eukaryota, Metazoa, Chordata, Actinopteri, Cypriniformes, Cyprinidae. The transcript is spliced from 2 exons. The record is from RefSeq and is a predicted model, not a curated record. Bases 8 to 2626 code for a protein of 872 amino acids.